Lodderomyces margitis is the source of this 510-nucleotide messenger RNA. RefSeq names its product 3-hydroxyanthranilate 3,4-dioxygenase. The transcript has a single exon. Gene Ontology annotation, molecular function: 3-hydroxyanthranilate 3,4-dioxygenase activity; iron ion binding. Gene Ontology annotation, biological process: 'de novo' NAD+ biosynthetic process from L-tryptophan; quinolinate metabolic process. The record is from RefSeq and is a predicted model, not a curated record. NCBI's taxonomy places the organism in Eukaryota, Fungi, Ascomycota, Pichiomycetes, Serinales, Debaryomycetaceae. Bases 1 to 510 code for a protein of 169 amino acids. Gene Ontology annotation, cellular component: cytoplasm.
AUGUUACCUCCACCUAUUAACAUCCAUAAAUGGGUUAAAGAAAAUGAGGACAAAUUGAGGCCUCCAGUGAACAACUUCUGCUUGCAUCGGGGAGGGUUCACAGUGAUGAUAGUAGGUGGUCCGAAUGAAAGAAGUGAUUAUCAUAUCAAUCAAACUCCAGAGUACUUCUACCAAUAUAAAGGUACUAUGUGUUUAAAAGUUGUUGACGAUGGAAAGUUUAGAGACAUUUUCAUCAACGAAGGGGACUCAUUCUUAUUGCCUCCAAACGUGCCUCAUAAUCCAUGUCGUUUCAAAGACACCAUUGGCAUAGUGGUGGAACAGGAUCGCCCAGAGGGUCUCGACGACGCAAUCAGAUGGUACUGUAGUAAAUGUGAAGAGGUUGUGUACCACAAAGAUUUCUAUUUAACUGAUUUGGGAACACAAAUUAAAGAAGCUAUUGUUGCAUUUGACUCAAACCCUGACGCUAAGACGUGUAAAAACUGUGGACAUGUAAACUCAUCCAAGAGGUAA